This is a messenger RNA of Cryptotermes secundus, 3246 nucleotides long. RefSeq lists its product as uncharacterized. Gene Ontology annotation, molecular function: ATP binding; protein serine/threonine kinase activity; protein serine/threonine/tyrosine kinase activity. The transcript is spliced from 6 exons. Gene Ontology annotation, biological process: mitotic spindle assembly checkpoint signaling; peptidyl-serine phosphorylation; chromosome segregation. Gene Ontology annotation, cellular component: nucleus; spindle; kinetochore. The record is from RefSeq and is a predicted model, not a curated record. NCBI's taxonomy places the organism in Eukaryota, Metazoa, Arthropoda, Insecta, Blattodea, Kalotermitidae. Bases 278 to 2785 code for a protein of 835 amino acids.
CCGGAAUGAAUCAUCUCACCAAUCAGGAUAGAGUCAAAUUCAAAGUGAUUAUUACCGUUAGUAUAAAAUGUUAUGUGGUGUAUUUACUAACAGUGUUUAUGAGAAGUGGCCCUUAUUGUCUCUUCUUAUGACUUUGUACUAGUUAUUUUGUUUAGCAACAAUUGAAGCGUGUUUACUGGUGAGGGUGAACAUACUACAUCGCCUUGUAUGACAGUGUUAGCUAGGCGCAAAGUGUUGACAUUUUCAUGCAGACAUACAGUUUUGAGAAAUCUCUAUUAUGUAUGGUCAGUAUGGUCAUAGUGGCCUCUUCAGUGGGUGCGAUGGAAAUUCGAGUCAUUCAGAAUCAUUAUCUUUUCCUGGAGCCAAUUCAAAGAGCAAGAAAAAGAGAGUGCCGUUAUUGGGGAAAACACGACGAACAUCCCAGCCUGUUCCCAUAUUACCAUUACUGACAGCUUUAAAGGCCAUGGCAGAAGAUGAAAAAUCUGAUAAUGCCCAUGAAGAUUUUGGCAGUGACAUAUCGUUGAUGUCACUGCCUAGUGAUGGUGGUGGAGCAACACUUAGGAUGAAUAGCUUUCCCCAGUAUUCAGACAAAGAAGUUAUUGAAAAUUUGGGAGGCCAGCUCCAUUCUAAUACUGGAUCACAAGCUUGUUUAGAGCUGACUAGCAACUCAAUAUGUAUGCAAGAAACACAGGUUUCUAGCCAAGACCUGAAGUGUCAUGAAGUGAGGCCUGAAGAACUUGAAAAUGUAGUCCCAGAAUCUCUAGCAGUAGACCAAAUCAGUGAAGUGUAUGAAGCAAGUAAAUAUGUUAAUAAUCCAGAAAAGAAUUUUAUUUCUGAAAGUAAAAGUUCUUCACAUAGUGAACAUCUACCUGCUGGAUCUCUUUUAAUUAACCAACAGCAAGAAAGGAUUGUUAAAAAUAAUAAUUCAAGCAAAAAUAUAGGUACACUUUUGGGUCAGAAGGCAAAGGCAAUGGAGCCACAUCAUGGGAAAGUUUCUGUCUCCACAGCAUCAUGUGUGAAGAAAGAGGAUGAGAAAUUUUACAUGGGACCACCCUUAAUGUGUAGUAGUCUGCAGACACACAAAGGAGGUGUGCUAAGGAAUAUAAUAAACCAUAAGGACACUUUAAAUUCAAAGAUAAAAUCCAUAGAUGUAAGGGGAACUCCAAAAAAUAUGCAAGCAAGCGAAGAAAAUGUUAAACAAAUAGAUGUUAGCAACAAAGAAAAUGAUGUAGGUUUGUUUUCAUCAGAAUCAGCUGCAUAUAAUAUAACUAAUGCAAAACACGGUCCAUCAUGCAAUAACUCCAAUUUGUUGCAAACAAGUAAAGAAAGAGAUUUUCAAGUAUUGGCAAGGAAAGGUGUUGCAAUGGAGAAACAGUUGGAUGAAAAAGUGACACCUUGUAUGCUAUCUGGUAACUUAAAUAUGGUAGACACAAUCCCUCCAGUGGAUAAUAUACAACAUGUGAGAAGAAAUAUUCAAGUGAAUGAUAAAAUUUCAAAAUUAAAGUCUGCUGAAUUAGAUAUCAAUAAAGAAAAUGAUUUUCGUUCAUCUGUACGGAAAAACAUUAUAACCGAGAAACAAAUACAUGAACCAGUGGUUGAUGGAUGUGCAUUGUUUCAUAAGGUAAAUGUGAAGGAAUCUACCCCUUCAUUUGAUGAUGUAAUCCCAGGAAAACAAGCGCAUCAAAUAGAUAAAGUCCACAGCCAGCCAGGCUCCUUAAAUAAGCUACAUUCAGAAGCUGUGAAAGAAUGUUUGGCUGAGAAUAUAAGAGAUCCAUCCCUGAUGCCGACUCUGGGGCCCAGUACAGUAGAAAGAACUGCUGCUGCACAAGGAGAUUUAAAAAUGCAGCCUGAUGCCAGUUUACAUCUAGUAUACAAACAAGAUCAGAAUGUACCUCUUAAACUUGUUGAAAAGCAGGAUAACUAUAUAACUGUAAACGGAAAAGGUUAUAGAGUGCAAAAACUCCUUGGACGAGGGGGCUCCAGUCAAGUAUUUAAAGUGCUGGAUCCCAGCACUAUGCAAGAGCUGGCUGUGAAGUGUGUGAACCUGUCUGUAGCUGAGCCUUCAAUUGCACAGGGUUACCUCAAUGAAAUUGCACUGUUGAGAAGAUUGCAAGGCAGUGAAACAGUAAUUAGUAUGACUGACUUCGAGUAUGCAGAGGAGAAACAGAUGCUGUACGUAGUGAUGGAGAAAGGGGAAACUGAUCUGUCCAGGCUAAUCAAGACAAUUUCAAAGACCAAUCAAAUACAUAUAAUAACAAUUUUAUAUUACUGGGUUGAGAUUCUGAGAGCUGUGAAAAAUAUUCAUGAAAAUGGUGUAAUACACUCUGAUUUAAAACCUGCUAAUUUUCUUCUUGUGGGUGGACGUAUGAAACUCAUUGACUUUGGCAUUGCAUCAUCAAUUCAGAAUGAUAUGACAAGUGUUUUCAAAGAUGCACAAGCAGGAACCUUCAAUUAUAUGAGCCCAGAAGCAAUUCAGGCUACACACAGUACAAAUGGGAACCAAUCUGGAUUUAAGAUCAGUUACAAAUCAGACAUCUGGUCCUUAGGCUGCAUUCUUUACAAUCUGUUGUAUGGAAAGACACCAUUUCAACAUAUUGUCCAACCAUGGGCCAAAGCUGCUGCCAUUACAAACCCAGAUCAUGUUAUCGAUUUUUCCAACACACGAAAUGAUUGUCCACCAGUGCUACUCAAAGCUGUGCAGCUGUGCUUGAUUUAUGAUCCAAAGAAGAGACCCACAGCAGCAGAGCUUCUAGAAUUGCCAUACAUUAAUUAUAACGUAGUCUAAUUUAAAAAUAAAUAUAUUUGUACUCAAAUGCAAGGCAUUCCCCUGAAAUUGGUAAGCACAUUAAUCAUCUAGAUUUUAAUCAGUUGAAAAGCUAGGCAGUUUCACAGGAUUUUGCAUUGCACAGUAUGAUGUACAGUGUUCAUAAUACAGAAGAACUGAUUAUUUGACCACCAUAUAGUCUGAUGAUCUGCAGUUUAGUUUCAUUAUGCACUAGAAUAUGGCUUAUGCACGCAUAGCAUAAGAAGAAUUUUAUGGCCGAUCAGCGAGCCCGUAUAAACCUUUUCAGCCUUCAACAUUGCUUUUUUUCAGCAAUUUGUUUUCUUUUUGCACCUUUUCUACAUGAAAAAUUAUAUUUUGUGUAAGAUAUACAAUUGAAUUGUGAAGUAUAUAUUAUUGAUGUACAGGUUUAUAAUAUAAUAAAUUAAAGUUAGUAUUUGUUAUAAAUAGGAAAUAAAGACAAG